GGCCAGGUCAUGUCAGGCAUUUAGUUUCGCUAUUUGAUGACUUGCGGAACUUUCGAAGAUGUCCAAAUGUGAUUGCUAUCAUGAAAUGCUAGGAUGUCUUCACGGAACUCUGGAAAGUUUGACAGCAUGGCCAUCAUGGAACCUUAUGAGUCCCUGGUGGUGCGAUGUCAUUGGAAAUGCAUUCAGGAGCCAUAAAUAUGGGUUCUGGUGAAAGUUCUUUACUCCAACUAUGCCAUAGAUGUACAAUCUUGACUACUAUGUACUCAACAAAGACAGGUGUGCAUGCUGGAACAAUGACCACAUCAUGGGGUUGGCCCUGCCCCCACUCCCAAAAACACCGGCACAAGCAUUCCAGCAAUAUUUUGCAAGGGGAAAUGCUCUCUUCUUGCCAGGCAACUCCGAUAAAGUCCUGGAUGCUCUGGAUGCUUCAACACACAACUUACUCCCAGAAGACUGGAUUGUUCCAUUUCCACAAAAUUGGGAUGCACUUCCACUGGGCGAUCCAACAUGGAUUCAAUGUGAAACCUUCAUUUCCCAGAAGCAGAAGGCUGGGCAGGAGUGCAAACAACAUGGACAAGUGGCUACUGCUGUCCCUUCUGUGCAAGCAACGGCCAUAACAGUCACAACAGCUCACUUUCUUGUGCCCUCUCUGUAAGGAAUGGAUGGUGGAGCAGUGUUUAUUACUUUAUUUCUUG
This is a messenger RNA of Cantharellus anzutake, 695 nucleotides long. RefSeq lists its product as uncharacterized. The transcript has 3 exons. NCBI's taxonomy places the organism in Eukaryota, Fungi, Basidiomycota, Agaricomycetes, Cantharellales, Hydnaceae. Bases 165 to 617 code for a protein of 150 amino acids. The record is from RefSeq and is a predicted model, not a curated record.